GGUUCGCUUCAGCUCGCGCUUGACCUGGCUCGCGAUAUUUGUCCGCACCAUCAUGAAGCUGACUGUCCUCUUUGGCGUGGCCGUGGCCCUGUAUGGCCUUGUGGGUUCAGCGCGUGCCAUGCCUUCCCCCGUGGCCGACCCUUACCCCGUGGCCGACCCUUACCCCGUGGCAGACCCUGAGCCGCUGGCAGACCCUUACCCCGUGGCCGACCCUUACCCCGUGGCAGACCCUGAGCCGGUGGCCGACCCUUACCCCGUGGCAGACCCUUACCCCGUGGCAGACCCUGAGCCGCUGGCAGACCCUUACCCCGAGGCAGAUCCUUACCCUAAAGCCGAUGCUGAAGAAGGAUGUUGGUGUUUCUUAUUUUGUAAAUGUGAUUAAGGGAAUUCAUGUUUGCUUUCAUUGAAAUGGCUGGAAUAUAAUCGUAAAUCUAAAUGUUACACGUGUUAAAGCAAACUUUUUAUUGGAUACAAAUGAUAAAAAUGGACAGUAUGAAGUAGUGAGAAGAAAGAUAGAAGUAGAGAGAAAUAAAAAGAUGAACAU
Messenger RNA from Penaeus vannamei (Pacific white shrimp), 544 nucleotides. The record is from RefSeq and is a predicted model, not a curated record. NCBI's taxonomy places the organism in Eukaryota, Metazoa, Arthropoda, Malacostraca, Decapoda, Penaeidae.